UAAAUAUUAUAGAGCUAGAUCGACUUAUUUAUCUAAAGAGGCGAUUAAAGAAAUUAAGAACUCAGCAGGUAAAGGACCUAAUAUUAUUUAUACUAUGGCAAAAAAGUACUAUAUAUCCCCUUCUCGUGUUAAGGAGUAUAUAGAAAAUCGAGAACGUAAACAACAAGUAGAUUUUAUACUUUCAAGUAUAUUAUCUCAAAAUUCUAGAUUUAUAGGCGAUUCUCCAAGUCAUAACUUUUGGAAUAAAGAAAUUGAAAGAAUAUAUAAUUUAUAUAGUGAACUUCCAUAUUAG
Dentiscutata erythropus is the source of this 292-nucleotide messenger RNA. Lineage: Eukaryota; Fungi; Glomeromycota; Glomeromycetes; Diversisporales; Gigasporaceae. The record is from the annotation of a GenBank genome assembly.